CAAUCCAUAAGGGAAAAUCUAUUUGUAGAAGCUUAUUUCAUGAGUCAAAAUUAGGGAUCAAUAUUUUGUAAUUGAGAUCCCAUCAACAAAUUCUCUCCCAACAAAAUAAUAAGAUAAAAUCCUGGACCAAUGAAACGAUAGAACCGGUCGAGCUUGAAGUGAAUUGUACAAAACAUACAAUACGAACGACCGGUUCAUUUCACCCGCUCGUGGAAAUGAUUUCCACCUUCUUCAAUCCUGCGCCGCCGUGCAACGUCGCCGUCGUUUCUUCUUCCUUUCUCAGAUUCAAGUUCAUACCAAAAUUUCCCGCCACCGUACCUCUAUCGUCUCUUUCGACGGUCUCCUUUCGCGCCAAAACUACCGUUAACCGUUCUCUCUGCGCCCCUGGCGAUGCUUCUGUUCAGACUGAUUUCUGCUUACUGAAGAAGAGAGAAUUUGUGUUUUCUGCCGCGCUGCCCUUUCUUCUUAUUUUGCAUGAAUCCGUGGAAGGUUUUAAAGCUGAGGCGGCAGAAAGAUUGGAUAAAAGGGAAGUUGAACGGAUAAGAGAAGAAGUAAGAAAGGUGGUAACCAAAGGAAGGGCUCCUGGUCUGCUUCGUCUGGUAUUUCAUGAUGCUGGAACUUUUGAAACCAAUGAUACUUCAGGUGGUAUGAACGGAUCUAUAAUUCAUGAACUUGAUAGACCUGAAAACAAAGGUCUCAAGAAAUCAGUUAAGAUUCUUCAGGAAGCGAAGAGUACACUGGACUUAAUUAGACCUGUAUCUUGGGCAGACGUGAUAGUUGUGGCUGGUGCUGAAGCUGUUUCAAUAUGUGGGGGUCCUAGUAUUGCUGUUGAUUUGGGUAGAUUAGACUCCGAGAAACCAGAUCUAGAAGGUAAACUUCCUGAGGAAUCUCUGGAUGCUGUUGGAUUGAAGCAAAUCUUCAGCAGAAAAGGAUUUUCGACACGAGAACUAGUUGCACUAUCUGGAGCCCAUACUAUUGGUGGGAAAGGUUUUGGAAGCCCUGUUGUUUUUGAUAAUGCAUAUUUCAAAAUACUUUUGGAGAAGCCAUGGUCAUCUAACGGUGGUAUGUCCAGUAUGAUAGGGCUACCUUCUGAUCGUGCUCUUGCUGACGAUGAUGAAUGCUUGAGAUGGAUCAAAGAGUAUGCCAAGGAUCAGAAUGUGUUCUUCGAAGAUUUCCAGAAUGCUUAUAUCAAGCUAGUAAAUUCUGGUGCAAAGUGGAGAAGCUAGCGAACUAUUGUCCUACCACUACAAAUAUACACCUUAAGGUUAAAUGACUGCGAGACAAAGCAAAAGUUGCGAUGAAGAUGAAGCUUGAAAUGCAUUGUGCUUUCAUCACCAUCAAAUUAACUCGCUCUCUGAAGCUUUAUCUUUUGUUGGCCUAAAUUUGGCUUGAAGCACUUGUAUCUUAUCAGGAAGACAAGAACAUAACAACUCGCAAUUCAUCGAAGUUCCAAAUUCUGGAUAAAGCAAGGAAAAAAAGGUUUUAUAUUUCAUGCAUAUGCUUAUCAAUGUUUCCUUGUCAAAAACUAAAACGUGUAUAAAAACUUUACAAUCCAGUUGUGAAUGAGUGCCCUAUAUUAAUUGUUUUAGCUA
This is a messenger RNA of Cucumis melo (muskmelon), 1592 nucleotides long. RefSeq names its product putative L-ascorbate peroxidase 6. The transcript is spliced from 11 exons. Gene Ontology annotation, biological process: hydrogen peroxide catabolic process; response to reactive oxygen species; cellular response to oxidative stress. The coding region runs from base 216 to 1226 and encodes 336 amino acids. NCBI's taxonomy places the organism in Eukaryota, Viridiplantae, Streptophyta, Magnoliopsida, Cucurbitales, Cucurbitaceae. The record is from RefSeq and is a predicted model, not a curated record. Gene Ontology annotation, molecular function: heme binding; peroxidase activity.